AAUCUUCCUGGAAUUUUUCCUUGAAGCACAAGCUAGGCAAAGUUUUAAAAUUAGCCACGUAGAGAAGCGUUUCCUUUUUAUCAAUCGUAGUUCACAACGUAUUCUAAUCAGUAGCCUACGAUGUUGGUAGCGUAUGAAUAGGAACAUCUCAAGCUGAAGCUAAACAUAUUCCAAUUCUUUGCUCGCUGCUGUAAAGUAAAAGUAGCAAGGCGGCUUGCUUUUCUAAACAAAAGUUGUCUGCUACACUUCCCUCAACCAAUUCUCAGAUAUCCAAAGCAAGAAAUUCACUGGACCUUGAACCUGAGCGCAACUUCGACUUUGUGAAAUCAUUCAAUCCAGAAAGUCAGUGCUAUAAGACUGUCCUGUAAAACACUGUCACGUGGGAGUCUAUGGCUUACAAGUAUUCCUCAAUGCGCCAGGAAACUUUUGAUUACCUUUUCAAGUUAUUGCUAAUUGGAGAUUCUGGAGUAGGCAAGAGUAGUCUCUUAUUACGAUUUACAUCUGAUACCUUUGAAGAUCUUGCUCCAACAAUAGGUGUUGACUUUAGGUUGAAGAAGAUGAGUAUAGGAGGCAAAAGGUUAAAAUUAACAAUUUGGGACACAGCUGGCCAAGAACGUUUUCGGACAUUGACUAGUGCAUACUAUAGAGGAGCGCAAGGUAUUAUUUUAGUUUAUGAUGUAACACAACGAGAUACAUUUACAAAUCUAUCAGAUGUGUGGCUAAAAGAAUUAGAUCUUUAUUCUACAUAUCGUGAUUGCAUCAAGAUGGUUGUCGGAAAUAAAGUUGACAAGGUCCAAGAGAGGGUGGUAAGUAAGCAAGAGGGUAUUCAGUUUGCAAGGGAACAUGGUUGCAUCUAUCUUGAAUGCAGUGCCAAAAAUUGCAUCAAUGUAGAAAAUUGCUUUGAGGAGCUUGCGUUAAAGAUUUUGGACACUCCAAGCUUAUUAGUAGAUAAUGUGGCUUUAAAAAGAAGCAACAUUUUUAUUCAAGAGCAACCAACUGAUGGAUGGACGUUUUCUUGUUGCUGAUCCCUAAGAGUUUCAUUGUAGGAUUCACAAAGCUUUGCGUACAAUUUGCCUAAAAUUAUCUUAAAAUUGUACAUUUAAAAGAAUGAUUCAUAACUCUUAUAUAUCGAAAUAAAAAUGCAAUUGUUGAGGUCUAAAUGGCUUCUUCAAUGCUCAUUGUAAUGUUAUUUUGUCAACUAAAUGGCUGGUUCAAUGCUCAUUGUAAUCUUAUUUUGUCAAUAAUAUUGUUUCUUUUAAGUUAGUUUCA
Molecule: messenger RNA, 1269 nt
Organism: Cryptomeria japonica (Japanese cedar)
Lineage: Eukaryota; Viridiplantae; Streptophyta; Pinopsida; Cupressales; Cupressaceae
Product: ras-related protein RABC1
Exons: 7
Coding region: 390-1025 (211 amino acids)
Molecular function (GO): GTPase activity; GTP binding
Source: RefSeq, a predicted model, not a curated record